CCCCGCCUUGGCUUCCCUGCGGCCGCCCCGGCUGGCGGCCCCUCGCGGCGGGCGGCAGGGUAUGUCCGCGGCGCAGGUGUCGGCGGCGCCCGCCGAGCGGCGGGGCUGGGGCGCUGAAGGCGGCGGCCCGGCGGUCAGCCAGCCUCGGGAGUCGGAGGAGCCCCGGCAGCCGGAGCCCGGCUCGCCCCGCGGGGAGGAGGCCGCGGAGGAGGGCGGCCGGCGACGGCCGGCGGUGGAAGCCCCGCCGCCCAAGGAGAACCCGUGGACGAGGCGCAGACCCGCGCGGGACAGCCCCUCCCCGCCCGCGGCGGACGGGGAGCUCGUCCCGCAGGACCGAGAAGAAAAAAACCUGCUGGUAAAUGAACUACAAAAUUCCACUAAAGUUAUAAAAGCAGCAAAACCCAGGACAAGGAAAUGCAGCAAGGGUGGUGAUUUUGGUGAUAUCACGAACUGGCCAACACCAAGUGAAAUAGCAAACAAUGAAUGUAAGACUGUAAGUCACAGUAAGAAGCCAACAAAUAGAAGAGAAAAGGAGGAGAAAUCUGAUCAAAAAAGCAAUAAUGGAAUCAAGGACAACCUGGAGGCAAAGCCAGAUGGUCCAGGAGAUAAUAUUAGCGAAGAUGAAGUUCAAACUAAUAACCAAAGGAAAAAAGGUAACAAGCAGAAAUGGGUGCCACUUCACUUGGAUGAUGUAAGGUCAGACAGUCAAGAAAGACCAGGCUCUCGAACUAGCUCAAGAUUUCUGCUGGAAACAAACAAGUUAAUACCUCAUAACAACAGACGGAAUGAGACAAGAAAUUGGCGUCGUGAUAGAGAAAAGAGAGAUGAUCAUGAUGAAGUGUGCAGCGUGAGAAGUGAGGGUGGCAGUGUUCGAGGAUUCUCCAGAGGCAGAGGAAGAGGUAGAGGCAGAGGAAGAGGACGAGGCAGAGGAAACCCUAGAAUGAACUUUGAAUAUUCAGUUGGUUAUCAAGAACUGUAUGGUGAAGGAACUGACCAAGUAUUUCAACCUGAGCUUAAUGCUGGUGUGAUGUAUUACUAUGGUGAUGGAACAGGAAUGCAGAUGUAUUCUGUGGAUGAAGCACUUCUCAAAGAAUAUAUAAAACAUCAAAUUGAGUAUUAUUUCAGCACAGAAAAUUUGGAAAGAGACUUCUUUCUGAGGAGAAAGAUGGACCAACAAGGAUUUCUGCCUGUUUCAUUGAUUGCUAGUUUCCGUCGGAUGCAAGCUCUGACUACAAAUGCUGCACUCAUUUUGGAGGCCCUAAAGGACAGUACAGAAGUUGAAACUGUGGAUCAGAGGAUAAGAAAAAGGGUUGAUCCAGAAAAGUGGCCAAUUCCAGGUCCUCCUCCAUGCAGUCUGCCACCAACUGACUUUUCUCAGUUCAUCAAUUGUCCAGAAUUCAUACCAGGCCAAAUUUUUGGCUCACAUACUGAGUCUGCACCAAGUUCUCCAAGAAUGGGAAGCCUGCUGAGUCCAAAGGAAAACACUGAAAUGAGUAAUUUUCAGACGAUAUCUAAAGGAUUGUCUACAAGUUUGCCUGAUUUGGACUCUGAACCUUGGAUAGAAGUGAAAAAGAGGCAUCGUGCAUCCACGGUCAAACUAAAGGAAAGUGUUCCUGUACCUGAUCAAACAUCAGAUCAACAACAGCCACCCCCGCCUCCAGAGGAACAAGAACAAGAAGAACUUGAUUUUUUGUUUGAUGAAGAGAUGGAGCGAAUUCAAGGUCGGAAGAAUAAAUUUACUGAUUGGUCCGACAGCGAUUCCGAUUAUGAAAUUGAUGAUCAGGACGUAAACAAGAUUUUGAUUGUAACACAGACACCACCAUAUAUGAGAAAACAUCCUGGUGGAGAUCGUACUGGCAACCAUGUAUGCCGUGCAAAAAUUACAUCAGACCUUGCUAAAGUUAUUAAUGAUGGCUUAUACUAUUAUGAACAGGAUUUGUGGAUGGAGCAGAGUGAAAAUGACACGAUGAUGAAGCAAGAGAUUGAGAACUUUAAGAAGCUAAAUCUCAUUAGUAAGGAAGAAUUUGAUAAUCUUGCACCAGAACCAAUUGCUGAUCCAACCCAAGAAGUUCCUCCAGGACCUCCAGGGUUACAGAAGAAGGAGCUGGUUUGUAAUUUAAGUAUUGAAGUACCUCCAACAGCAGCAAUAGCUCGAUCACUGCCAACAGCAGUUCCAGAUUCCCCCUGUGCUCACCCUGGCUUCACCCCGCGAACGCCUCGCACCCCAAGGCUACAGGAUCCCAACAAAACACCCAGGUUCUACCCUGUUGUUAAAGAGGCGCGAUCCAUUGAUGUAAAGACUCCAAGAAAAAGAAAAACACGACACAGUACAAAUCCUCCCUUAGAAUGCCACGUUGGUUGGGUGAUGGAUUCCAGAGACCACAGGCCAAGAACUUCCUCUGUGAGCAGUUCCAAUGCUUCACCUUCAGAAGGAGCUCCACUAGCAGGAAAUUACGGGUGUACUCCAAAUUCUCUUCCAAAAUUUCAGCAUCCUUCUCAUGAACUGUUAAAGGAAAAUGGCUUUACUCAACAGGUGUACCACAAAUAUCGUCGAAGGUGUCUAAUGGAGAGGAAACGGUUGGGAAUUGGCCAGUCCCAAGAAAUGAACACACUUUUUCGUUUCUGGUCCUUUUUUCUGAGAGAUCACUUUAACAAGAAAAUGUACGAAGAAUUCAAACAGCUUGCUCUAGAUGAUGCAAAAGAACACUACAGGUAUGGAUUGGAAUGCUUGUUUAGAUUUUACAGCUAUGGCCUAGAAAAGAAAUUCAGGCAAGAAAUAUUCAAAGAUUUCCAAGAAGAAACCAAGAGAGACUAUGAAGCUGGUCAGCUGUACGGACUGGAAAAAUUUUGGGCUUAUCUAAAAUACUCUCAGCACAAGACUCCAGCCAUUGACCCCAAACUGCAAGAAUACCUUAGUAAAUUUAAGAGACUGGAGGACUUCAGAGUGGAUCCUCCCAUUAGUGAAGAAUCUGGCAGAAAGAGACCGGUUGCUGCAACAGGUGAGGAUUCAGGUCAUCGCAGACAUCAGUCUCAUUCUUCUAAAACACUUCUUGCCGCUAAACCCACGGCUGCCUGUCAGUCCCAGGCACUGGGAAACGUUACCAGUGGCAAUACUGUGCAAGCGUCCAUAGGCCGUAACAAUGCUGCCACAAAAUCUAUAGAAAGUGACGUACCAGAAAAAUAGACUUAAGACGAGCUUGCGCCCUUGUGAAUCAACUUUUACAUCAGUCUUUUAAUUUGGAGAUCUUCAAGGCGAGCCAAUCUAAUACACAAUUAAAAAUGUAUGGGAAGACAAAGGAUUGGAUUCUCUUUUUCACAGGAUUUAGUUCCAAAACACUUACCCUAGGAGAGUUGCUCUUGGUUUUGGGAUCAUCAGAAGGAUCCUAGGGAAGAUUCUUUGGCUUCAGUAUUGCUUUCCUCAAGCUUUUGUUUACAAAGAACUGCAUUCCUUGCAUAUGCAAAAAAUACUUUGGGGAUGCCUUACAUUUCAGCUCCUAUUUCCUAAAAAAGGUAUGAUAUACCCAUGUUAUUUACUGUGCUUUCUUUACCCAGAUUUUCCCAUUAUUUGUAUUUUACCAAAGCAAAAAGAUUAUGUUAUAUGUAGAAUUUUAUAAAGGAAGGAUCUAUGUGAUUGGUUUGCUCUUGAAUCUAACUAUUAAAAAGUAUGUUUUUGUGCAAAAGCACACUCGAGAAUGUGCAGCUAUAUAUGAAACUGCAUUUCUGGAUUCUAUUUAAAGACAUAGUUUCUAUUUUUUCAGGGUCUCCAUAGUUAGUAUUUUAUUAAGUAUGGAGUUUGAGUGGACAUAACUGGGAUAGUUUUGCAGAUAUUUCCUUCAGUACUGGUUCUUAAUAACUCAAGCAACAGGGGAAAAUGGAUCUGUUGAUUUCAUAGUGUCUUAAAUUAACAUACAGUAUCUACAGUUUGUGCCGGUUGUUAAAAUAGCAAACUAUUCAAAUUAUUCUCGGCUUGAAAGGUGUCUUCAUUUGAAUUCUCUUAUGAUUAUGAAGUACUCUAACAGGAGAGGCAUCAUUUUUAAACAUGGUUUUUUUUCUCCGUAUUUCAAGUAAUAAAAAUGAGUUUGGAGGGAAACAAAGUAUUCCUUGUAAAUUUUAUUUUUUCCUCUAUUUUGCAAUAUCUGAAUGAAGUUCUGCUUAAAUUGUGCUAGCUAAGCGUAAAUAAUUUCAAACAGGUCUAAAUACAAUGUCACUGAAUGUAAGUUAUUCAAAUACAAAUACAUUUCUAUAGCUGAAAGAUGGGGAUGUUUAUAUCCUGUAACUUCUUAUUAACUUCAUGACUUUGUUUUGAAAGACUCAAAAAGAACUGAGUGGGCAACUUAUCUCUUCCAAGGGCAGGCGAGAAGAAUUUCAGCUUUUUGUUAAACUGCAGAAAAGACUUCAGGUAACUUUUCAAGUUAAAAAGUUAUGUCUAGCACAAAUGCCUUAAUCCACAAAGGUGUCCUAACUGACUGCACAGCCACGUAUGGGGUUUUAAACUUGUAUCAGAUCUCAGAGGUUCUAACAAACAAGUCCAUUAAUUUUCCAGUCAUUGUCUUGUGAAUCUCAAUGAAACAAAUUAUGACUGUUUGCACUGUAAAGGAGUAUAUGUUAGCAGUGGCCUUCCCAACAGUUAAUACCAUUUCAAUACAAAAUCAAGCCUUUUGUAAGUAAGUGGCCUGUUCUAAAUGAAUUUAAAUGAACACAUACCAAUAUUUUAAGUAAUAUCCUGGAAAUAUGCUGAAGUGACACAUCUGAAUCCUGUGUUUGAUCCAUGCCUUUUGCUAUCCAAGAAAAUGAUGCGAAUGUAAAUUUAGAUUGAAAUUGUAUAUACAAGUAAUAGAUUUAAGAUAUUUCCUUUCACUUUUUCAUUGGAAAAUGUGCAGAUUAAGCUUUUAGUGUGUAAUUUUGUGAUAUCUUGACAAAUUUUAUAAAAACAAGAAAAAAACCCAACCUAAUAGUGUUGCAUAUC
This is a messenger RNA of Gymnogyps californianus (California condor), 4966 nucleotides long. It is a transcript of the gene LARP1B, whose product is annotated as La ribonucleoprotein 1B. NCBI's taxonomy places the organism in Eukaryota, Metazoa, Chordata, Aves, Accipitriformes, Cathartidae. Gene Ontology annotation, biological process: positive regulation of translation; mRNA stabilization. The record is from RefSeq and is a predicted model, not a curated record. The transcript is spliced from 20 exons. The coding region runs from base 62 to 3184 and encodes 1040 amino acids. Gene Ontology annotation, cellular component: cytosol; cytoplasmic stress granule. Gene Ontology annotation, molecular function: RNA cap binding.